This is a messenger RNA of Mycotypha africana, 1657 nucleotides long. RefSeq lists its product as uncharacterized. NCBI's taxonomy places the organism in Eukaryota, Fungi, Mucoromycota, Mucoromycetes, Mucorales, Mycotyphaceae. The record is from RefSeq and is a predicted model, not a curated record. Gene Ontology annotation, cellular component: cytoplasm. Gene Ontology annotation, biological process: protein transport. The coding region runs from base 79 to 1479 and encodes 466 amino acids. The transcript is spliced from 4 exons.
CCUUCCCCCUUCCCUUUCCCUCCUUUUACCCCGCCUUCUAUUCUUCCUUAUUUGUCAUCAAAACAAACAUAAAUAGUCAUGAUAUUCUCAAAAGUAUUUAAAUCAAAUCCAAUACAAAAGAUUGAACUGACAGUAGCAAAGGGCCAAAAUAAUGACGCAAUAGCUUUUGGUCCAGCAUCAGUCAUCAACGGCAGUGUUACUUUAUUUUUAAACAAACGCAUUCGGGCAGAAUCAAUAAGUGUCGUUUUCAAAUGUAAAGAACAGGAAGGAAAGAGUGACCAAACAACUUUAUUUUCAGUCGAGUCAUCCAUUUGGCAGCCAAAAAGAGAAAGCGAUAGCUAUAUUGAACCUGGGAAUCAUAUGUAUCUAUUCGCUAUACAAUUACCAUCGUCAGUAAACUACCCUCCCACUAUCACCAAAGACUAUUUAGGACAUCGAAUAGAAUACUCCUUGCAGGGUUUCCUUGAUUAUUAUGCAGACAAUAAAGUAUCAGAGAAGAAAUCAACGAGCAAAAUAGCCUUGACGUAUCUGCCGCUAGUAGCAUUCAAUAAAACAACAUAUCCACAAUACGGGCAGCGACCUAAUAAAACAGUCAGAAUGGAGAAGGAACAUGAAUAUGUAGAAGUUACUGCUAGCUUAGCUAAUCCCUCUGCUUGCCCAGGCGAUUUGUGUUCCGUCAAACUCUAUACCCAAAACCAUUCAUCCUCUAGUAUCCAUCAAGUGCGCAUCAUUCUACUUUCUACUGUUACUACACUCGAUUCAGCCAAUGUGCCCUCUUCUUUAUCAGGACCACGCUAUCAACACAAACAACGACAACUCGUAAACGAAAUCUUUUAUGUCUCUAUACCCAAGCAAUCCACCAAUAUCACAAGUGUAUGCCCCUUUCGAGUACCCUCUUAUUGCGUUCCAACCACCCAAAGUCAUUAUGGAAAGCAUCUGGAAAUCAGCUACGAGGUCUUUGUCGUCAUUCCUGCUUUUGGAAACAAAUUAGAAACGAACGACACGAUAGCCCAGUUGCUCUUCAACUCUCAGCAACAGGUGAUUCGUCUUCCUUUAUUUAUGUCUACUAUACCCUACUAUUCACAUGCUGCUUCAGCUAUCACGCAUUCUUCCUCUGUGAACAAUACCGCCACGUUACCCCAAUUGCAGAUUCCAUUCGCCAAUGAGCCUAAUAAUAUGGAUACACCUACUUUUAUCCUCCAUGAGUCACCUUUGCCUAGUCCCAAUGCUUAUUCUCUGAGUGAUGGUAGCUACUGUAAUUGGAGUCCUGGGAGUCCCGUUGCAGUAGAGGACCAUUCAGCAGAUGAUUUACCUACCACUUUAUCCGCAUGGGCACACACCUCGCCCGUAGAAGAUGCUACAGGGCAUCUGAUGGUUCCUCCCAUAGGUGGUGGCUCGUUUCCUUCACAAUCUAGUUCCACUACUGCCACUUCUCCUCGUCGAUCGCUGUCGUCUCAUUCCACUACAAGUGUAGCAUAGAAACCCCCCCCCCCCGACGCAGUUGAUUUUCAUACGUUUGAACAACAAGUUACCCAACAAUGUUGCCUUAGAGAUUUAUAAUAGUCGGAUUUGCCUGCACCACGUAUACUACGAAAUAAAUAGUUUAUUUUUUUUUUUCUCUCUGAUCUUGCACUCUGAAGUGAAUAAGUGAGAUGUG